AUGAAAAAAUUUAAAUUCCCCACCGAAAUCACCGUGGCUUCUCUUGAAUUCCCACCCUUUUUCGAAUUCCCAAGUGGUAAAAAUUUUGAUACAAAACCAAGAGGCUCAGAAGGUAAACUUCUUCAACUUUUGUCGGAAGCAUUGAAUUUCACAUACAAAUUGAUAACUCCUCCUGAUCACCUUUGGGGUAGUCGCUCACCCAAUGGAACCUGGAGUGGAUUAGUUGGCCUGGUAAGUAAGGGUGAGGCGGAUAUGGCAUUAUGCUCUUUAGGUAUUACCAAUGAAAGAAAAGAGGUCGUGGACUUCAGCGAACCGUAUAUUUUUCAAGAACGGACAUUUGCUACUAAUUUUCCCAAGGUGUUACCCAAAAUAUAUACUUAUACCUAUCCUUUUGAUAUGAAGACUUGGUGUGGGAUUCUGAUUGCUUUAUUACUUGUUUCAUUCUUAUUGAAGUGGUUCAAGCUAGCAAAAUUCAGCUAUAUGUUCACGCUUCUUUCAGUGCUUGGAAAUCUUUGCAGUAGAAGUACUGAUGAAGGAGAAUUCGAGAGAAGCGUCUUAUUGGUCAGUUGGUGGACAUUUUCUUUUAUUGUUUCAUCCAGCUAUGCCGCUGUACUUGCUUCAGUGUUAGCCCUACCAGUUUAUGACAAUUCACCGAAAAAUCUAGAUGAGCUUGCAGAAUUUCUGAAACAAAAAAGAUAUCGGGUGGUUAUUGUGAAAGAUACGUCUUUCCUCAUCAAUAUGCUUAAAAAUCAAAGAGAAAACGUAGUGUAUAUUGCUGAAACAAUGGAGAAAAACAAUUGGUUUGUUUCAAUGGAGAAAUAUAUAGAUGAGAGCAGUUUCGAUGACAAUACAGCUGUCUUGGGGACUGGCUUGUUUUUUAACUUCAAAUUCGGAAAGGCACCUUUAUCUACAAAAUUUAUUUCUGAUGAUAUCACAGAGGUGGUAAAAGUAGGCCUGAUUAUAAACAAACACUUUUGUUGCAAAGAAGCUUUAGAUACUGCCGUUACGAAAAUUGUAAGAAGUGGCUUAUAUCAACAAAUCGUUAAUUUUGAGAUUUACAAAGCUUGGUUACGUGCUGCAAACAGUAGCUUAAAACAUGAUGAAAACUUUUCUUUUGUUAUAGAAGAUGUUUUAGGUCCUUUUAUUGUGCUUUUAUUUGGAUAUUCUCUUUCUGUUGUUGUAUUUUUAUCUGAAAUUCUGUUAUAUCACUCCUAUUAUAAACAGUUUAUUAGAUCGUAA
Messenger RNA from Argiope bruennichi, 1239 nucleotides. Its product is annotated as probable glutamate receptor. Gene Ontology annotation, molecular function: glutamate-gated receptor activity. Bases 1 to 1239 code for a protein of 412 amino acids. The record is from RefSeq and is a predicted model, not a curated record. Lineage: Eukaryota; Metazoa; Arthropoda; Arachnida; Araneae; Araneidae. Gene Ontology annotation, cellular component: membrane. The transcript has a single exon.